UUACUCUUUAAACCAGCUGUAAACCUAAGCUUAAACUCCCUUUGGGCCGUUUCAAGGAUGCAAAUAACGGCUCACUUUAAAAAAGUGAAUGUACAAGUCGAGCAAAAGGUAGAAAAGUUUCUGUUGUUACACACACGGUGCGCUUGACUGACAUAGGGCAACUGCAAUUCUAAUAGUUUGUGAAAAAUAUCUAGACAUACAGGAUAGUGUUGUGCUUGCAGAUGUGCACACUAGUGGAUAGCACUGUGGCCUCACAGCAACAAGGUCGCGGGUUCAAACCCCGGUUGCCCCGUCCUUUAUGUGUGGAGUUUGCAUGUUGUCAGCAUGGGGUUCCUCCAGGCACUCUGGUUUCCCCCGCUAUCAAAAACAUGUUAGGUUUCUUCAAUCAGUGCCAUUAACCAGACACUGAUAAAGAUUGCACAGUGGCUGCCCACUGCUUCCUUGAGGGAUGGGUUAAAUGCUGAGAAUGAAUUUUGCAACAUGUAUGUGUCAAUAAAGUACCUUAAAUUAAACCUUUGACCUUAUGCAGACAUGUCAGUUAUGAAAAUUAGCUUGAGGUCUGUUUGAUCAUGACAUGUAGGCCUACACACACCUACUCUAACCUCUGGGUUUUCCCUGUAGCCUAAAGGUUUUGAAGUUUGAAAUGAAAAAAACUACGAAAGGAAAUCACAAAACUAGGGUAGCUUGAGAAAGACUGCUUAUUUUUCCCAGCACAGUCUCUGAGGGACUAUAAGCAUAAGCAACCAGCUUGCAAGAUAUGGGUUGAUUGUUUUAUUCAUUUGAAGUCACCUCUUUCAGACGAAAACUGUAAGUUUGUUUUACCAACCUAACUACUUUAAACUUUUUUACUUUAGACAACAGUGAGUUAUAAUUGUAUGUUUUUGAUGUAACAUGAAUCAAGCUUGCUGUCCACUGCAUCAGCACAGAGCGACUGUAACAUAAGUGUCAGGAGGUACAAACAUAUUGAGGUUUCUGUGAAGCUAUGGUCAGCAUGUUUUUCAGAGUAAAUUGAUGUCACAGUAUGUAACAUUUUGGGUUGAUUGUCUGCUAACAACAGCACUUUACUGAGAGCAUUGUUAAGCACAUUGAAGUCAACUGAGCCUUUGUGGCUACUGAAGUAGGGCACCAAAGUACUGAAGCUAAUGUUCAAAGUUUCUGUGUUUUCCAAAAUACCACCAAACUAGGUCACUUGCCUCUUUAAGAUGUGUCAUUUGUGCAACAAACAUCACUUUAGUCAGAUGCAUCUCACAAAGCAAGUUGUCUGACUAUGGCGAAAACUUUUUGGAUUGUAUCUUUAUAAGGAAACCUUAAAGGCACACAGACGGCAUGAAAUUCUGUGCAUGCGUCACACAGCUCCUAUGACUGGAGCUGCCUGUACUUCUGUAAAUGAUCAGCCCCAAACUUGCACUUGUAAAGAGAAGAAGAUCAGCAGAACUCCUCCUCAUGUUAGCCAGAGCAUCUCCUGUACACAGAUGGCUGAGCUGCUGAGUGGGUUCUAAGAGAUUAAGAAAGAGAUGAAUCUCUACUCAACAAUUUGGAGAUUCAUUAUGAUACUACAUUUUUCCAUUAAGGGUUGGCCUUUGCUCCCUGCUGGCUGCCAACAACUCAAUCGCCAUGGCCACGUGACAGUAGAACCAUCUCCGCUAUUCCUCAUCGGCUCAAACCUGACAGUGUACUGCCGAAUCAACAAAUGUGAACUAGGGGACAUAUCCCUGGUGCUAAAUAAUAAGCCUGUGGCACCUGGGAAGAGAGUCAACUGCACCAUGAUGAUAUUCAAUUUGGUCAAUGUCCGGAUACCAAAAUCUACCGUGGUGUGCAAGCUGACGAUGAAGAUUGUCGAUGGAAAGGACCUUCAUGGCGGGCUCCCUCCAGAUAAACCUGAAAAUAUUAUCUGUGAAACAACAAGGAGCUCAGAUUUUACAAACUGCUCAUGGGAGAGAGGACAGGAAACAUAUCUCCCCACUACCUACAACGUUACAGUCAACAGUGAAAAUGGGACCCAGAUACUUUCACAUCAGAAACAGGCGUCUGAGAAAAUCACCAUACCACGAGCGAAGAUAGAUGAAAACACUAAAUACCAGUUGAUUAUCACUGCUUACAACCACUUUGGAGCAUCACAGUCUGAUCCAUUCAUCCUCUGUGUAAAGGAUAUAGUGAUACCAGAGACCCCUCGUCUUAUGCAUAUAGAGUUUGGGAAUGACUCCACAGGAGCCAUGUUGCAUUGGAAAAGCACUGAAUCCUCAGAUCAUCUCAGAUCCUAUGUCAGGCUCCGCACAGAAAAUGGCUUCUGGAGAGCGGUAGAGGGUACAGAGCUCAGCGAGGGUCUGAUACAAAUGGUCGGCCUGAGGCCUCUGACUGAAUAUGAGUUCCAGAUGAGAACAUGUAAGUCAACAUCAAGACUGACAUAUGCCAAGAGACCCAUGACACCCUCCAGCAGAAGGUCGUUCUGCAGUGAAUGGAGUCCAUCUGUGAGGGGGAAAAGCCCUGGAAAAGGUCCAUCUCAGCAGUUGCAUGUGUGGAGCAUAUUAGGCAGCCAGAAGACAAAUGGGGAGCGGAUGGUGACAGUUUUGUGGAAGCCUCUAUCCCCAGAAGAUUACGGUGAGGUGCAACGGUACAGGAUCUUUCUGGGUAAUGACCAGAAAGAGGAGCGGCCCUGUGAUGCUGCUUUGAACCAAUGUUCAGUUCAGGUACCAGCUGAUGUCCAGGCGCUAAGCAUCAGUGCUGUCACCUUGUAUGGGACAUCUCCACCAGCGGAUGUGCCACUCAGACACUCAGGUGAUUUUCGACCUGUUUUGAGAAAGUUGACUCCUGCAGGAAACGGCAGUGCUGUGUUUGUCUCCUGGACGUCGCCAGGGAACAAACAUUGGUCAGCAUCUGGAGGAAAACUGCUGCAUUAUGUGUUAGAAUGGACACAUGUACCUGCACCUGUAUCUGUAUCUGUACUGUGGCAAAAACUGGCCAAAGAUCAAAACAACACAUCCAUCACAGGUCUGACUGCAGGUGUGAGGUACAGUAUCUCUCUGUACGCUGUGACCACCAGAGGUGUUAGUGCUCCAUCUUCCGGUCUGGUCUACUCCAAAGAACAGAAGCCAGGAUCCAGUCCCAAAAUGUCAAUACUGGUCCACAAAGCCAGGCGGAUCUGGAUCCAGUGGGACGAGCUGCCUGUAGACCAGCAGAGAGGCUUCAUCACACACUACACCAUCUAUCUCCACAUUCUGGACUCCAACAACACAGAAGUCAGCGUGACGGUGGCUGGCUCUGGCCCCAGAAAGAAGUGGCUGGACUGUCCUGAAGGUGCUCUGGCUCUGCAGCUGACCGCAUCCACUUCAGUAGGAGAAGGACCGCGGGGGAGCUGGAUCUCCUCUCGGCCUGCGACCCCUGUAGGUCAGUCUGUUGGCCUGGUGAUUGUGAUUGUCUUCAUCACGUUCUUCAUAGCGAUCAUAGCCAACCUAAUGUGCUGGAGUUGUGUGAGGGAAAGGAUCAAACAGAAAUGUAUAUCCUGGGGACCUGCCUGGUUUGAUGAAAACUUACCAAAACCAGGAAACAGUCUUGCCAUCAGACUACUGGAGCAGUAUGGAAGUGAACCGUCAUUCCCGUCCUCCUGCAGUGACCCUCCGCUGUCCCCCAUCAGUUUUCUCUCCCAGGACGAGAGGGACGACGAGAUGAUGUAUCCCAACAUCCACGUCGAAAUUUCACAGGUUGGAUCUGAACUACCCACAUGGGAUGCACCAUUGUCAGUGUCAGAUACUGGGACAACCCUUGUUGACAGCCGGCUGGAACAUGUCAGCUAUAAACCCCAGAUUGCUGUGGUGGCUUCACAAGGAGAGGAGGUGAAGCAGACAGACGAAGAGCAGAGGGAUGUACCAACAAGUGGAGAAGAAGAAAGAUGUUCAAGUGCAUUUGGAGGAUUACUGAGUGGUUUACUAUCCAGUGUGGAGUUAGAUUUCUCUGAUUCACCUCUGGGGCUGACUCUCUGCUCUGUUGGCAGUGUUUUGCAGCCUACAACUCCUGAAACAAAGAGUGUCUUGGAUGGUGGCUUCUCAAUGGGACAGAGGUUGGCAGAGAACAAUGUGGAAGCAGCCUCUGCCUCUCUGGAUUUACAACCGGGUGAAACAAUGACUCCUGACACAGCAGACACAUGUUUAUCUCUGUAUACUCUUGAGACAACACUUACAGGUGGUUAUUUCCCUCAGGUAGCUGCUGUUAGCAGCACUACAACCUGUGAAGCACAGAGGUAGCAGGGACAGUGGGAAUGACACAAACAGGACAAUCUGCGCUACUUAACUGAUUUUCAAGAAAGCAUUAUUUAAGCACUAUCUCCCUUCUAGUGAUGACCUUGUUUAGUCAGAUAUGAUAUGUGACUAUAAUCAGCUCUGUUAAAGGCCAAGAUAAUAAAUUAAUAUGAAAUGUGUAUAGUGAGUUUGAUUUAAUGCCAUUCUGGUAAGUGUGUAGCAAUACUAUUUAUUAUUUAUUUAACAUAUGUAACGCUAUGUUAAAUAAAUAAUUUAUUAAUCCGUUAAAGAUCAGCAGUAAAUAACGAGGACAAGAUUUGGGUUGUCAUUGUGGAAAAUCCUUUUGGCUGGCUUAUAUCUACCUACAGCAGAAUGUCCUCAGUCUUUUCGUAUGUCUCUGUCUGGACAGCAGUGUCUGUCAGUCUGUCCCUCAACUUUAGCUAUGCUCUGUGUUUAAAUAGCAAAUGUUAGCAUGUUAACACAUUAAACUAAGAUGGUAAAUAUGGUUAAUAUUAUAAUUCCUAAACAUCAACAUGUGAACAUUGUCAUUCUGAGCAUGUUAGCAUAUUGUCUGUAGCAUUUAGCUCCAAGCAACAUCACACAGCUGCUAGCAUGGUUCUUAGCCUAUAAAGUUUGUUCUUGUUUUGUUUCCUGUUUUAUUUUGUUGAAUCCUUCCUCAUUUGUACCUCUGACUGUGUGUGUGUUUGCUCAUCCUCUGUAUUUGAUUAUGUUUUCCUGUGUUUCCUGUUUUACUUUGUGUUGAUUGUAGCUCCACCCUUAUUGUUUCCAAUAAUAAUGCAUAAAAACACUUCUCCAUGGGAAACACUUCUGGAAUAAAUUGUUGAUAAAGCUG
Molecule: messenger RNA, 5085 nt
Organism: Micropterus salmoides (largemouth bass)
Lineage: Eukaryota; Metazoa; Chordata; Actinopteri; Centrarchiformes; Centrarchidae
Gene: il23r
Product: interleukin 23 receptor
Exons: 18
Coding region: 1515-4238 (907 amino acids)
Biological process (GO): cytokine-mediated signaling pathway
Cellular component (GO): external side of plasma membrane; signaling receptor complex
Molecular function (GO): cytokine binding; cytokine receptor activity
Source: RefSeq, a predicted model, not a curated record